CUUUCCUUCUCAUUCUGGGUUUCCUCUAAUUCCAGUAAAGAUUUAAUUUUUCCAACUAAAAAUUUAUCAACUUUCAGCUGAGAAAACAAAGACAGCUUUGGAGCAAAGAGGAGAAGAUAGUUUUUGCAAACAUCAUGAACCAGAAGGCUAACGUUUCUAAAGAACUCAACGCUAAACACACAAAGAUAUUGGAUGGCCUUCUUAAGUUACCUGAAAAUAGAGAAUGUGCAGACUGCAAAACCAAGGGACCACGAUGGGCUAGUGUUAAUCUCGGAAUAUUCAUUUGCAUGCAAUGUUCAGGGGUUCAUAGAAGUCUUGGAGUACACAUAUCAAAGGUGAGAUCUGCGACUUUAGAUACAUGGCUUCCGGAACAGGUUUCUUUUAUCCAAUGCAUGGGGAAUGAGAAAUCCAAUACUUACUGGGAAGCGGAGUUGCCUCCCAAGUACAACAGAAUUGGAAUCGAGAAUUUCAUUCGCGCAAAGUAUGUGGAAAAGCGAUGGAUUCCCAGGGGUCGAACGCAAGAAUCACCUCCACGUGUAAACGGAGAAAAGGAAUCGCUUCAUAGACUAGGAGCUAUAAGUGGUGUUGGGUAUAAGAACUUGAAUAAUGUGAAUCCCGUUUCUACGGAGAAGAAAAUUAUUCACCCACCUGUUACAAAUAACAGCACUCCUAAUAUGAAAAGUUACUCGCAAGUGAAUGUAAAUGUACCUCAGAAGGUAAGAAUAGCUUUUGUUCGGUCUUAUACACUGAUUGUCAGUAAAUGCAUUUGCGUUUUUACAGUACUGCUGUUAACUUUGCUUUGCUGCCUGUCAGAUGGAGGAAGUACAUAUGUAGCAAAUGAACUACCCUGUAUGGUUUACCUAUCUUUCUUUUAUCUUUUUCUUUAUUACAUAUGUGAUUGUGACAUAGAAAUGAGCAUACUUUUUUUGCAGUCAAGUAUGGUGUCUCCAUUAUCCAUCCAUCCACAGCAGCUUGCUAUGCUUCCGAAACAACAGCCCAUCAUGAACACUACUGUGAAGCCUAAUGGUGGAUCCGAAGCCUUCCCUAUCAAUUCUCCUCAUUUCAGCUCCAAUGGCUUUCACUCUCCUGCUCUGAGUUUUGGAAGCGUUGGCCAUCAAGUUCCUGGAAUGGUAACGCCAGUUGCUAAUCGACAGAAUCAUAUGCAGAUGGGAAGCAACCGACAGAUGCACCCUGCAGGAAAUUCAGUGAAUUUUCCAACUUCCAGCUUCUCCAGCACAAGGCCAGUAGUUCCAUCAUCAACCAUCAGCAUGAAAAGCAUCGGAGGUAAGCCUAUCUCGCCGUCUCCGGUUCCUAAAAGCACACCAUCUCAAUGGGGAAAAGACUACGAUUUCUCGUCGUUAGCGUCAUUAACGCAAGGGAUGUUUACAAAGCGGUAACUCACCGGCAGAAUAAUUGGUGAGCAGAUAGAUUUUCAUUUCCCAUCACUCAUAAUCAAAGGGUAGACCGUCAUUGACUGUUAUAAUG
Messenger RNA from Hibiscus syriacus, 1485 nucleotides. RefSeq lists its product as uncharacterized. The coding region runs from base 135 to 1397 and encodes 420 amino acids. The transcript has 9 exons. Gene Ontology annotation, molecular function: GTPase activator activity. Lineage: Eukaryota; Viridiplantae; Streptophyta; Magnoliopsida; Malvales; Malvaceae. The record is from RefSeq and is a predicted model, not a curated record.